Drosophila ficusphila is the source of this 620-nucleotide messenger RNA. RefSeq lists its product as uncharacterized. The coding region runs from base 82 to 570 and encodes 162 amino acids. The record is from RefSeq and is a predicted model, not a curated record. Gene Ontology annotation, biological process: regulation of microtubule polymerization or depolymerization. The transcript has a single exon. NCBI's taxonomy places the organism in Eukaryota, Metazoa, Arthropoda, Insecta, Diptera, Drosophilidae.
UAAGUACGCUUUUGGAUCAGUGUACAUCGGUUCCCAACUUUUGAACCCUAUAUUAACUUAAUGUUAAUACCUUUCUAAAUUAUGAGCAGUAAUAGUGAUCUACGUACUCCCCGUUCUUCGGCUUUUUAUUUACACUACGAGGAUCCGCUUCGGGAUGUUCCUCCCAUCGAUCUGCACCGCAAACACUUUCCCAUUUUGCCACGCCCCCAAGAGCAGCGCAUGGAGGAGGCGGAGGAGCGACGCAGUUUGCUGGGUGGCCAAAAGGUGGAGCAACUUUCUGUUCGUUUGGCGCGAGUGGCGCUGAUCACCGAUCGCCACCAUCGGGAAACAACUCAAAGUUGGUUGGACGCUAGGGAUCGCAUCUCUCGCGACAUGGAUGAACAUGUUCGAAAAAGGACGGCUCUGAUAUCAAAACGUCUAAGAAACCUUAACGAUCAUAAUCACAAGGUUCAGGUGCGCAAGGAUGAGGUGAAGCAGGAGAAACUUCUCAGAAAACUAACUCAUCUUUACGAGGCCAAGAACGCAAGCACCAUUUCACGAUUUUGGGGAAGACCACAAAAACAAACAUAAAUCUUCUGUACCAAAUUGAAGUGGUAAAUAAAAAAACAAGUCUCAACUUA